This is a messenger RNA of Pteropus alecto (black flying fox), 2651 nucleotides long. RefSeq names its product ubiquitin like modifier activating enzyme 5 (gene UBA5). NCBI's taxonomy places the organism in Eukaryota, Metazoa, Chordata, Mammalia, Chiroptera, Pteropodidae. The coding region runs from base 209 to 1423 and encodes 404 amino acids. Gene Ontology annotation, molecular function: UFM1 activating enzyme activity. The transcript is spliced from 12 exons. Gene Ontology annotation, cellular component: cytosol; cytoplasm. Gene Ontology annotation, biological process: protein ufmylation. The record is from RefSeq and is a predicted model, not a curated record.
GGUUCAGUGAGAGGUCCGUAGUUGUGGUGGAGACGUGUCCAUCUGUGAGGCUCUGGGAGCACUUCCCCAGGGUCUGGGCUAGGAAAGCCACCAAGCAGGUGCUUCCUUAUAUACCCCUCACGGGCUCAGUAGACCUGGCAGCGUGAGACGGCGGCGGCGGCGACGGCGACGGCUGGGGCUGAAAGCAUUGGCGGCCGGGGACCCAGCCAUGGCCGAGUCUGUGGAGCGGCUGCAGCAGCGGGUUGAGGAACUGGAGCGAGAAUUGGCCCAAGAGAGAAAUCGGCGAGCCCUGGGAGACGGCGACGGGGGAGGCGGCCGGGCCCGAAUCGAGAAGAUGAGCCCGGAGGUAGUGGACUCCAAUCCCUACAGCCGCCUGAUGGCAUUGAAACGCAUGGGAAUUGUCAGCGACUAUGAGAAAAUCCGUACCUUUGCUGUAGCAAUAGUAGGUGUUGGUGGAGUUGGUAGUGUAACUGCUGAAAUGCUGACAAGAUGUGGCAUUGGUAAGUUGCUACUCUUUGACUAUGACAAGGUGGAACUGGCAAAUAUGAAUAGACUUUUCUUCCAACCUCAUCAAGCAGGAUUAAGUAAAGUUAAAGCAGCAGAACAUACGCUGAGGAACAUUAAUCCUGACGUUCUUUUUGAAGUACACAACUAUAAUAUAACCACAGUAGAAAACUUUCAACAUUUUAUGGACAGAAUAAGUAAUGGUGGAUUAGAAGAGGGAAAACCUGUUGACCUAGUUCUUAGCUGUGUGGACAAUUUUGAAGCUCGGAUGACAAUAAAUACAGCUUGUAAUGAACUUGGACAAACAUGGAUGGAGUCUGGGGUCAGUGAAAAUGCAGUUUCGGGGCAUAUACAGCUUAUAAUUCCUGGAGAAUCUGCUUGUUUUGCGUGUGCUCCACCACUUGUAGUUGCUGCAAAUAUUGAUGAAAAGACUCUGAAACGAGAAGGUGUUUGUGCAGCCAGUCUUCCCACCACUAUGGGAGUGGUUGCUGGGAUCUUGGUACAAAAUGUGUUAAAGUUUCUGUUAAAUUUUGGUACUGUUAGUUUUUACCUUGGGUACAAUGCAAUGCAGGAUUUUUUUCCUACUAUGUCCAUGAAGCCAAAUCCUCAGUGUGAUGACCGAAAUUGCAGGAAGCAACAGGAAGAAUAUAAGAAAAAGGUAGUAGCACUUCCCAAACAGGAGGUUGUUCAAGAAGAGGAAGAGAUAAUACAUGAAGAUAAUGAGUGGGGUAUUGAGUUGGUAUCUGAGGUUUCAGAAGAGGAACUGAAAAAUUCUUCAGGUCCAGUUCCUGACUUACCUGAAGGAAUUACAGUGGCAUAUACAAUUCCCAAAAAGCAAGAAGGUUCUGUACCCGAGGUAACAGUGGAAGAUUCCAGUGAAAGCUUGGAAGACCUCAUGGCUAAGAUGAAGAAUAUGUAGAUAAUGGACUGGCCUCUAUUUUAUUUUCUGUAUAAGCCUAUUCCUUGCAAUGAAAAAAAAAUCAUUUUAAAACUGACAAAACUUAAGGCAACAUCAACUGAUGUGUAAUCUUCACUGAAUUGUUAUACUUUUUGAAAAUACUGUUGCUUGUUGCUCCCCCAGCCCUCAACUAAAUAACUCUGCUAAAACUCAUGUUUCAUUCUAUAAGAAAAUUUCAAAGGAUUAUUAUAGGUUGUUAUAUAUCUUAUUGAAAACUUAGCUAUUGAAAUGUUUGGCUUUUGUGGGAGGGGUGGGAAGAAAGGACCAAUUUGAUAUUAUACAUAUUCCUUUUCUGUCCAGUAAUUCUUUGUGGUCUCUCGCCUGAGGCCAUGAACAAUGAAGCAGUUCGUGGUCCUGAAAUAUAGAGAAAGAACAAGAGGUGCAACCUGUUGAUUAGAGCUAGCAGGCUUCUACUCAUUGUGUUUAUAAUUGCUCUCUAUAAGAAAACUGCCACUACUAAUUUGGCCAACAAAUAAAAAUAUCCUCUCAAAUGUUUCCUGAUUACAAACUGAAAUGUAGUCAUUGGAAAAGUUUGUAAACCAGUGAAUUAUAUAUUUGAAAUAAGACAAAGGCAAAUAAAACAAAGCUUUCCUCGUGGAUAAAGGUACUGUCAGGAAGUACAAAUUACAUUUCCACAUUGACCAAGGAGAAGCAAGCAUUGCAUCUGUGGGACAUAUCUGGAGUCGCUGUACUUUAUUGAGGAGCAAGAAAUAAAUUUAGGCUAAGAUCAUUCAGAUUACCCAUCGUAUGGGCUACUUUCUGUCUACUUUAUUUAAAUUUGAUUCCCUAGGUAAUUAGAUAUUGGCAGGAGUUUGUCCUGGAUAGUGGGCAUGAAGAAUGCCUAAACUGCUUCUGAAAUGACAGACAUGAAUUUAUUCACUGGAAGAAUAUAAUUUUUUCCCUGAUCGUGACCACUAAAUCAUAAAUCGAUAAACUAAUCUUCUCUGGAGUUCCAUACAAAUAAUGAAGGCUUAGAGAGCCUUGGUUGAAAUAAAAUUCCCACCGGUUUGGAGAGGAAGAAAGAAUAUGCAUGUGUAACCAUUAUCUGUAGGCUGUUGUUACGCUAAUCUAUUUUGAUGAUUUUUUGCUUUGGAGAUAUGAAUGUCUAAAUUGUAUCUUUAGGGGCAAAAUGUUAGAAAAAAAUUAAAAAGUACAUUCAUCACUUGUAAAAUAAAGUUCUAAAAACUGA